Vitis vinifera (wine grape) is the source of this 871-nucleotide messenger RNA. RefSeq names its product ferredoxin, root R-B2. NCBI's taxonomy places the organism in Eukaryota, Viridiplantae, Streptophyta, Magnoliopsida, Vitales, Vitaceae. Gene Ontology annotation, biological process: electron transport chain. Gene Ontology annotation, cellular component: plastid. The coding region runs from base 294 to 749 and encodes 151 amino acids. The transcript is spliced from 2 exons. Gene Ontology annotation, molecular function: 2 iron, 2 sulfur cluster binding; electron transfer activity. The record is from RefSeq and is a predicted model, not a curated record.
CUUUAGGAAAAAAAUCUUGAUUUAUAAAUAUAUUUUUUUUAGAAAGAUAUCUAUAUUUAUAAUUUUUUUUAAAAAAUAAUUACUUUUUUGUUUUUAUUUGGUAAACUCGAUUUUAUUAGAUAAAAUAAAGAAUUAGGGCAGGCUGAGAAAGCCAAAAGGGUCUAUAAAAGAAGACGGCAGAGUUGAAAGCAGCAGUGGUCAGCCAGUGAAGUGAUCGGGCUUCCCUUCCCUCGUGCUCUCCGCCAUUUCUCGCUGAAUCUCCGAUCCACAUCCUCUUCACUCUUCGGGUAAUCAUGUCUACCGUAAAUCUGCCCACCCAUUGCAUGUUCAGAAGUGCAACCCAGAACCGAAUUGCCAGUGCCUUCAUUAGGAGCCCAUCAUCUUUGGGAUCUGUAAAGAGCAUCUCUAAAGCUUUUGGCUUGAAAUCUUCCCCCUGUUUCAGAGCAACUGCAAUGGCAGUAUACAAGAUUAAGCUGAUUGGACCUGAAGGUGAAGAGCACGAGUUUGAUGCCCCAGAUGAUGCAUACAUAUUAGACUCAGCUGAGAAUGCAGGUGUUGAGCUACCUUAUUCUUGCAGGGCUGGGGCGUGCUCUACCUGUGCAGGGCAAAUGGUUUCAGGUUCAGUGGACCAGUCUGAUGGAUCCUUCCUUGAUGACAAGCAGAUGGAGAAGGGUUAUUUGCUAACUUGCAUUUCAUACCCAACUUCAGAUUGUGUGAUUCACACUCACAAGGAAGGUGAUCUUUAUUGAGUGGGUAUGGUUUUCAAUUCUUGUUGUCUUGAUUGUGAUGGUACAAACUUUAAUGGAUGGUUGUACUUAGAUUUUUGGUCAUGUUUCUGGUGCUAUCUCAUCUCAGUUAGGUCUUAUUGGCA